This is a messenger RNA of Pichia membranifaciens NRRL Y-2026, 315 nucleotides long. RefSeq lists its product as hypothetical. NCBI's taxonomy places the organism in Eukaryota, Fungi, Ascomycota, Pichiomycetes, Pichiales, Pichiaceae. The transcript has a single exon. The record is from RefSeq and is a predicted model, not a curated record. Bases 1 to 315 code for a protein of 104 amino acids.
AUGUCUGAAGUGUUUUGUUUGAAAGAAUACCAAUUUAUAGUGGACAAUUACACUAAACUCAAAUAUCUCGAGCCGUUGAUCACGAAAAUUGAACUUGUCAAAAGUGAUCACUCUAGUUCUCAUCUCAAGGUGACCUGGAUAGAGCAGGUGUCAGAAAGAGUAUUUGUCGAUCACGAAGGGUGGUAUGUGAAUCCUUCUGAAAAAUACCCAACGUUUGAAGCGUUAGCCAUGAAAAGAAGUGGCGGGUAUCACGUCAAGUGGGGUGAAGCUUUAACCGAAAGGUUGAAUGAGUUAGAUCAACUUGAAAGCGAUUGA